CGUAUGAAACUCGAAAAUACCCGAAAUUCUGAUCAGAAUAAAAAUACUGAUCUUGUUAUUUUUCUCUACAAAAUCACGAAGAAAAUAAACCGAUUGACUAAUUUAAUAAUUAAAAUAUCCAUAAAUAAAUCAAUAACUCUAUUGAUUUAUUCUUAACGCAUUCAUUAGUUUUCUGUUUAAAAAAAAAAAAAAAAUAAAAAAACAAUAUUUUGACAGACGUGAUGGCUGUUGCUUUUAGUGAAUCGAAAAAUCACAGUGAUCGUGAAAGAUGGGUAUGCAUUUAUCCACUUUACAUAAACAGUAAAAAGUCUCGAGCAGAAGGCCGUAAAUUAACUAAAUCGAAGUGCGUUGAGAAUCCAACUCACCAGGAGAUUCGUGACGUAUUGUUGGCAGCCGGUUUGAAAGUUGGUGUGGAAAACAAAUUACAUCCCAAGGAACGUAGCAAAGAAUUGUUGUAUCGUGGACGUAUACGAGUGCAAUUGAAAAAUGAUGAUGGGACUCCAGUUAAUUCAGAUUAUCCUACUCGUGAUUCUCUGCUGAAUUAUAUAGGAUCAAGUAUUCCGAAUUUAAAAACACGUCAAGGUAAACAGAGCUCUAGUGAACCUCAGCAGUCUUCUGCGACAGCUAAAAAAGGCAAAGGAAAAGGACGUAGAUAAACUUAGAUGACUUAUUAGAUUUUAUAAAAUAAAUAUGUCUGUUAAAUUAAUUAUUUAAAUGACAAGUUAUGAUUUCUGAUUUUUUACUGUAAUUUUUUUUUCAUUCAUGCAAUUUGUACGAGAGUUAAUUAUAAAUUUAUAUUUAUAUAUAUCAUAUAAUUAAA
Microplitis demolitor is the source of this 820-nucleotide messenger RNA. It is a transcript of the gene Srp19, whose product is annotated as signal recognition particle 19 kDa protein. The coding region runs from base 222 to 656 and encodes 144 amino acids. Gene Ontology annotation, molecular function: 7S RNA binding. NCBI's taxonomy places the organism in Eukaryota, Metazoa, Arthropoda, Insecta, Hymenoptera, Braconidae. The record is from RefSeq and is a predicted model, not a curated record. Gene Ontology annotation, biological process: SRP-dependent cotranslational protein targeting to membrane, signal sequence recognition; SRP-dependent cotranslational protein targeting to membrane. The transcript has 2 exons. Gene Ontology annotation, cellular component: signal recognition particle, endoplasmic reticulum targeting.